GAGCGACAUGCUCAGUCAAAAAAUUGUUCCUCCAUACCUAUUCUCGAACAAACACUACUAUUGCUCAUGAAUGUACCGUACCUACUUUAUCGAUACUCGAACAUUCUUUGCUCGAACGCACUCAAGCGUUGUCUAAUCGCACUCGGUACCGGUACCGAGAAGGUUAACUCCGACCGGUACUACCAACCGAACGUACCCGUAUCCCUUACAAAUCUUGGCCCUAGGCACUCAAGUCAAGUCUGCAGUGAGCGACAACCGACAACCAUAUAUGAUACCAAGCCUCAGCUUUGCUGUUUGCUGGUGGACGGUGGUACCUAA
Molecule: messenger RNA, 318 nt
Organism: Ceutorhynchus assimilis (cabbage seed weevil)
Lineage: Eukaryota; Metazoa; Arthropoda; Insecta; Coleoptera; Curculionidae
Source: the annotation of a GenBank genome assembly